AUGGUCUUGGCAGCCAAGAAGACAUACAUAGUCCAGAUGAAACACCAACACGAUUCCUCCAAAUACCCCACCCACCAUGACUGGUACUCUUCCAUUCUUCACUCUUCUGAUUCCCUGCUUUAUGCCUACACAACCGCUUACAACGGUUUUGCAGCUACCCUUGACCCCCAACAACUCCACGCAUUGCGCAAUUCCGACUCAGUUGUGGGAGUGUACGAGGACACCCUUUACACGCUCCACACAACCCGCACCCCUGAGUUUUUGGGCCUCCAAGCCCAUUCGGGUUUGUUGGAAGACCUUUAUCAAGCUUCGCACGACGUCGUUAUUGGGGUACUCGACACAGGUGUUUGGCCAGAAUCCCAGAGCUUCCAUGACUCCCAAAUGCCCCAAAUCCCAACGCGAUGGCGCGGCCACUGUGAAUCCGCUCUUGAUUUUAAUCCUUCUCUCUGCAACAACAAGCUCAUCGGUGCUCGCAGCUUCUCCAGGGGCUACCUCAUGGCCUCUGGCGGCGGUUACAUCAGGAAAGCAAGAGAGCCUGCUUCGCCUCGCGAUCGAGACGGCCACGGCACCCAUACCGCCACCACCGCUGCAGGCUCCGCCGUCGAUAAUGCCAACUUGCUCGGUUACGCCACCGGCACCGCACGCGGGAUGGCACCUCAGGCUCGCUUGGCUGCCUACAAGGUCUGCUGGACAGACGGCUGCUACGCCUCCGACAUACUCGCCGGCAUGGAUCAAGCAAUCCAGGACGGCGUCGACGUGCUCUCGCUCUCCCUUGGCGGCUCCCAAGCCCCGUACUACCGCGACACCAUCGCAAUCGGAGCAUUCGCGGCGGUGGAGAGGGGAAUCUUCGUUUCGUGUUCGGCUGGGAACAGCGGACCUCGCAGCGGCUCCGUGGCAAAUGUGGCUCCGUGGAUCAUGACCGUGGGAGCAGGGACGUUGGACCGGGAUUUUCCGGCGUAUGCUAUGCUCGGGAAUGGGAAACAUUUCGCCGGCGUUUCUCUUUACAGCGGAGGAGGGAUGGGUGACGAGCCGGUUGGUUUGGUUUAUUUUGACGAAAAAACCAACUCCUCCAGCAGCAUUUGCAUGCCCGGUUCACUCGACCCGGAGAUCGUGCGUGGGAAGGUGGUAGUUUGUGACAGGGGACUAAAUGCACGUGUGGAGAAAGGUGCGGUUGUGCGCGACGCGGGCGGAGUUGGGAUGAUACUGGCAAACACGGCGGCGAGCGGUGAGGAACUGGUGGCAGACAGUCACUUGGUACCGGCAAUGGCAGUUGGGAGAAGCGGUGGUGAUGAGAUCAGAGAGUAUGCAGCAUCUGAUCCUAAUCCAACGGCUGUAAUGAGGUUUGGUGGAACUGUGUUGAACGUGAAGCCGUCGCCUGUGGUUGCAGCAUUCAGCUCAAGAGGACCCAAUGGAAUAACGCCUCAGAUACUGAAACCCGAUGUUAUUGGGCCUGGUGUUAACAUCUUAGCCGCAUGGACUGACGCUGUUGGCCCAUCUGGAUAUCAGGACACUCGCAAAACCCACUUCAACAUCUUAUCUGGUACGUCCAUGUCUUGUCCACAUAUAAGUGGGUUAGCUGCAUUACUUAAAGCAGCUCAUCCAGAUUGGAGUCCAAGUGCAAUCAAAUCUGCACUCAUGACAACGGCCUAUACUCAUGACAACACCGACUCUCCUCUCAGGGAUGCAAUGGGUGAAGCCUUCUCCACACCAUGGGCUUAUGGUGCUGGUCAUGUCAACCCACUAAAGGCCCUCUCUCCUGGCCUUGUCUAUGAUGCCUCCACCCAGGAUUACAUUGCCUUCUUGUGCUCCUUGGACUACAACCCCCAACAUCUACAACUUAUUGUCAAGCGUCCCCAGGUUAAUUGUUCUAUGAAAUUUACUGACCCGGGUGAACUCAAUUACCCUUCGUUCUCGGUCGUGUUUGGAAGCAACAGGGUUGCUCGAUACACACGCACAUUGACCAACGUUGGACCUCCAGGAUCUGUCUAUGAUGUGGCUGUGAACGGACCAUCCAUGGUGGGGAUAACGGUGAAUCCUACCAGGCUUGUGUUCCGAGAAGUAGGGGAAAGGCAAACUUACACAGUGAGCUUUGAAUCCAAGAGGGAUGUUGAUGAUUCGGUUACGUCUGAAUUUGGUAGCAUUAUGUGGAGCAAUGAACAAAGCCAAGUUAGGAGCCCAGUUGCUUUUGCGUGGACAGAUUCAUGA
Gastrolobium bilobum is the source of this 2205-nucleotide messenger RNA. Its product is annotated as subtilisin-like protease SBT1.8. Gene Ontology annotation, biological process: proteolysis. Gene Ontology annotation, molecular function: serine-type endopeptidase activity. NCBI's taxonomy places the organism in Eukaryota, Viridiplantae, Streptophyta, Magnoliopsida, Fabales, Fabaceae. The record is from RefSeq and is a predicted model, not a curated record. Bases 1 to 2205 code for a protein of 734 amino acids. The transcript is spliced from 2 exons.